Messenger RNA from Echinostoma caproni, 816 nucleotides. The record is from the annotation of a GenBank genome assembly. Lineage: Eukaryota; Metazoa; Platyhelminthes; Trematoda; Plagiorchiida; Echinostomatidae.
UUUGGGAAGCGUUUUGUCUUACACACGUUCUCCGAACCGGUCAUUGGCCUUGGCAUUUGUACCGCGCCCGCAGAUGUCCCCGGUAUGGGUCGAACCCGAACGGACACGCAUUCCGCAGACUGUCCCGGACCGGUUGUGUUCGCCUGCUCCAACGCGUGCACUAUGAGCUUCGUACUAGGUAGACGUGAUGAAGUUCAGCUACAAGCUGUCCGUUUCUAUAACUGGGACGGUCGAAGUCGCUGUUUGGCAACCGGGGGAAUUAAACUCGCGGUGAUGGCUUUCAAACAGUAUUUAGUCAUUGUUCGUGGGAACAAGGGAUCUUAUCUUUCCGUGGACUCUGUGGUCAAUACAACAACUGCACUGUCAUCACCCGCAGACUCGUCAGAGCCCAAUGAUCCGGGCACUGUGAUCAUUCAUGACUACCUGAACCAUUUCAUCGCUGGCGAGUUUCCCGUCCCUGGCAUCAUCUCACUAGUUGUCGAAUGGGACGCGAUCUAUGCACUGUGCGAGGACCCGGAAGCAUCUCAACGAUACUCGCUCGUUUGUAUCAGUGAGAAAAGUGCACAAGCCAAGUUGGAACUUCUCUUCUCAAAGAAAAAUUUUCAAUUGGCUCUCGAUGUUGCAAAGUCGCAAAAUAUGUCGCGUGAGGAUAUCACGCAAAUCGUGUGGCGUUACGCAGAUCAUCUAUACAAGUACGUCAAGUCUGACAAAGGGAAUAAUGAGACCAAACGACCGUCGUUCGCAGUCCCUGGUCAGCCCUAUCUUCCGUUUGGUUUUUCGCUGCAAACUUCUACAUUCUUCGCAAAUGGUUGCUGA